Molecule: messenger RNA, 954 nt
Organism: Eruca vesicaria subsp. sativa (arugula)
Lineage: Eukaryota; Viridiplantae; Streptophyta; Magnoliopsida; Brassicales; Brassicaceae
Source: the annotation of a GenBank genome assembly
AUGCGGUACAAUUGGAGAAGAGCUGAUUUACGAAGCAAGAGGGUAAGUGGAUUUGAUAUGGCGCUCCCUGCUUCUGCAAUGUUAGCUACUGUUGUUGCUGCCACAGCAGGCCAGGUUCCUAUGUGCCAGCUAGUGCUAAUAUUCCAGGGAUGUUCCCCAACAUCUUGCAAUGGUCCAUGGUCCGGAAAAGGUUCCUAUGUGCCAGCUAGUGCUAAUAUUCCAGGGAUGUUCCCCAACAUCUUGCAAUGGUCCAUGGUCCGGAAAAGGGUUCCUGCAAAGGUGAGGAGGCCAACUGACAACAACCCGUCCCUGGCUGCAGCUCUUGGCCCGAUCCAGCCUAAUCCCUGUCUCAACUUGGCGGCUGUUGGAUUGUCUUCGGGGUCUACUGGUGGGCUCGAGGGUCCAGACCGAAUUUUUGUGGGUGGGCUUCCUUAUUACUUCACACUUCACAGAAGAACAAAUCAGGGAGCUCUUGGAGUCUUUUGGACCCCUAAAAGGAAAACUGGAAACUCCAAGGGUUAUGCCUUCUGUGUUUUCCAAGAUCCUUUAGUGACAGAUAUUGCAUGUGCGGCUCUAAACGGGAUAAAGAUGGGUGAUAAGACGCUUAUAAGGCUUAUGCUACAGCCGGGAGGCACGAGCACCAAGAUUGUAUGUUUGAUUCAAGUGGUUACAGCUGAUGAUCUUGGAGACGAUGAAGAAUUUGAAGACAUAAUGGAAGACAUGAGACAAGAAGGUGGAAAAUUUGGUAACUCGGUGAAUGUUGUGAUUCCUAGGCCCAAUCUGGAUCAUGAUCCCACACCAGGAGUUGGAAAUGUCAUUUUCUUAGAGUAUGCGGAUGUGGAUGGCGCAGCAAAGGCAAUAUCCGGGAUGAACGGAAGAAAAUUUGGAGGAAACCAAGUGGUGGCUGUGUAUUACCCCGAGAACAAGUAUGCGCAAGGCGACUACGAACGCUGA